UACUGCGGGGGAAAUCCUGUGUUUUAGCUAAAGAAGUGUAAUUAAUUCCACGAUGUUCCAGCAGACGUUUAAGAAUUUCCACAUCAACUUUAAUGCGGUGAACGUUCGUAACAUUUACACGAGCGGAGACGUUUUGUCGGGUCACGUUUCGUUCGACCUCAGCAAAGAGACGAAGAUCACCUCGAUAUCACUGACCCUGAGCGGGAAGGCAUCUGUCCACUGGUCCAAGGGAGGAGGAGGAGGCAGGAGGAGAAGCCGCAGGAGAAACUACUCCGCCAAACUCAAGUUCUUCGAGUUCUCCUUUUCUAUUCUACAGGAAAACCGUCAGUCCUCUGAGACCAAACUUCUGCCUGGAACUCAUCUUUAUCCCUUUUCAUGUCAGCUGCCGCAGGGAGACUUCCCGUCUUCCUUCCAUGGGGUUCAUGGACACAUAGUUUACAGCCUGACAGUGAGCAUCAGCAGACCCUGGCAUCUGUCAAAGGAUUUUGUGACAGAGAUCAACUAUGUGAACCACAUUAAUGCCAACCAGCCACAGUUGUGGUCUCCUCUUUCAGGCUCCAACCACAUGACAUUAUGUUGUCUGUGGUGUGCUUCUGGCCCAAUUUUACUAACUGCCCAGAUGGAGAAGAAAGUCUUCAAUCCUGGUGAAACUGUGAAAAUAACAUGCAAAUUUAGCAAUGCUUCAUCUCGAACUGCUACUCCAAAGGUGACUCUGCAACAGAAACAGAUUUUCUACACCCACAGCAGGGCCAGUAAGAGGUUGGUCGUAAAGCAGUUGGCAUCGGUAGUCGGACAGCCCGUUAGACCUCAUGUCUCUGAUGUGCACACUGAGAUCACUCUUACUGUUCCCUCCACUGCGGCAUUCACCAUCUCCAACUGUAGCAUCCUGGAGGUUGAUUACGUAAUUGAGGUGAACCUUUGUGUUAAAGCUUCUCCUGACCUAACGGUACUGUUCCCCAUCAUCCUGUGUGAUACCCCUGAAUAUGCUCGUCCGCCACCUGUUUUGUGAGCACAUCUGGCAAUUUCAACAGCUUUGUCAUGACCGUAAGUAUAAUGUACAGUUCUAAAGUUUUUUUUCAUGUUACCUGUUGAUGAAAUGGUCAUCUAAGCUGUUUCACAACUCUGUGACGUCCCAAUCUGAUUCAGAGAGCCUUAUUUGUUGUUCGUGCUCACUUGACCAAGAAUGAACUUUUGCCACUUAAAACCAAAUGUUUACACCUUAACGUAGAUUGUGUGUUGAGAAAUUAUCUGUUGUAUUUAAUUGUAAUUAUCUGUUAUGUCUGUUGUAUACUUCGUGUUCAGAUUUGUCUUUAAGAAGGUAUUCCUCAUGCUUUUUGUUAAUUUCUUUGUUUUUAAGAUGCCAGAUGAUUGAAUUGCAUCUCAUUUCUGGACUGUACUAAGUUUAGACUUUUAGUCCGUUAGAAUGAACAAAAGCAGAGGUAUUGCUCUUUGGCUUGCUUUGCGUUUGAUUUAGUGCUUAUGUCACAUUAUUCAGGGAAUAUUUACAUUCAUAGUACAGAUGUAAUUCAAAAAUGUUUUGGUUUUCUUCAUUUCAGUUCAGAUUGUUUUUCUUCUUUCUGAAACAUAAAUAUGUAUUUCACUUAUGAGUAAAGUCAAAUUUAUAACUUUAAAAACUCAAACUUUCUCUGUAUUCAAACUGUUAUAAACUUAUAUAGACCUGAAAUACUUAUUUGUUUAACAGAUUAAUCUGUUGACAGAAA
Messenger RNA from Thalassophryne amazonica, 1721 nucleotides. Its product is annotated as arrestin domain-containing protein 3-like. Gene Ontology annotation, biological process: protein transport. The transcript is spliced from 6 exons. Lineage: Eukaryota; Metazoa; Chordata; Actinopteri; Batrachoidiformes; Batrachoididae. The record is from RefSeq and is a predicted model, not a curated record. The coding region runs from base 53 to 1009 and encodes 318 amino acids. Gene Ontology annotation, cellular component: cytoplasm; plasma membrane.